Chironomus riparius is the source of this 2823-nucleotide messenger RNA. The record is from the annotation of a GenBank genome assembly. Lineage: Eukaryota; Metazoa; Arthropoda; Insecta; Diptera; Chironomidae.
GUCGACCGUUGAGUGCUGAUAAUCGCGUACUGCCUGUGUGUUUCAUGUGUAAGAGACGCAUAGAGCUGUAUUGAUUAGUUUCCUUUUUUUACUUUUGUGUAUAAGCAAUUCUUACGGCAUUAACCAGACGGCAGCAAUUUUGCAAUUUUCAGAAGCGAGCUGGAAAUUGUGAGCAUUGCUACAGACGAAAAUUUCGAAGAAAUACACAUUUUUUCUGUCAGUAACAUUCAUUGUUCAAGUGCACUCAGAACUGACAACCACGUGUGUGUCGACAUAGUUCGACUUUCGGGUGUCAGCAGUGAUUUUUUUUAUUAUUUUAAUUUUUAUUAAAUUUAUUUUAAAAUUUUUUUCUUCACUUUUUUCAAAAAAAAUAUUUUUUUUUGUAAAUGUGGAAAAACUUUUAUUUCUAUGUGCAGAUUCUCGCGUGUAAUGCUCAAGUGAUCAUUUAAGGCUAUUCAUACGCUGAGCAUUAUAAAACUUUCACGCGAAGAAGGAGAGAAAAAUCAACGGUUGAAAAUUUUGAAUUUGGAAGAUUUUUUUUUCAAGAACAGAAAAAAAUAAUAAAGAAUUAUUAAAAUGGAUGGAUUUCGUGAUGGACUUCGAGACAAUUUUAAAGAUGGACUUAAAGAUAAAGUCGGUGGAGUUCUUGGCGGGUUCAAACGAGAACAAUUCUCAGCGCCCCAGCCAAGUGGAUAUGAACAAAUGGGUGGUGCAGAUAGUGAUGGUAGAAUGUACGAUGACAAUUUACCUGAAUCGCCGAUGUCCUUUGAGGAGAUAGAAAGACCACCACUGCGACAUAUCGAUAAAUAUGCAAAAGCCGAAUGUCCAUGUCUCUCACAACGUUAUACAGUAGCUGUUAUGGCAUGUUUAGGCUUCGUUAUUUCAUUUGGAAUGCGAUGUAAUAUGGGAAUGGCAAAACUACAGCUAGAACAUAGUGCCAAUACAUCCAACAUAACACUAGGUCCAAAUCAAAUCAAAUUCAAAUGGAGCGUAGCGACAGAGAGUGCUGUUGAUUCUUCCUUCUUCUGGGGCUACCUCGUGACUCAAAUUCCAGGUGGAUUUUUAGCAUCAGUAUUUCCAGCAAAUAGAAUUUUUGGAACUGCCAUUGCCUGUUCAGCAUUUCUUAAUUUAUUUUUACCGGGAGCUUUUGAGUUUCCUGCAAUAAUCAUAUGUAUUCGUGUGUUGCAGGGACUCGUUGAGGGUGUCACCUAUCCAGCCUGUCAUGGUAUCUGGAGAUUUUGGGCACCACCGCUCGAAAGAAGUAGGUUAGCGACAGUGGCAUUCAGUGGAUCGUAUGCUGGAAUUGUUAUAGGUAUGCCAAUGUGUGGAAUAUUAACUAGUUGGAUAAGUUGGAAGGCUGCAUUUUAUUUUUACGGCGUAAUGGGUAUGGUAUGGUACACAUUCUGGUUGUGGUUGACAUUCGAGAAGCCUCGAGAUCAUCCAGCAAUAACAAUACAGGAAUUGAAAUACAUCGAAAAGUCAUUAGGUGAAUCAGUGAAGCUUAAAAUGCCAACAAUGGCAACAACACCGUGGCAUGAGAUUACUCGCUCUAUGCCUGUCUAUGCUAUCAUCGUUGCCAAUUUCUGUCGAUCAUGGAACUUUUAUCUUCUCGUGCUGUAUCAAAGCAAAUAUUUGAAACAUAAGUUUGAGUAUAAAAUUGCUGAAGCUGGUAUUCUCGGUGCAUUGCCCCAUUUGCUGAUGACCAUAAUUGUACCAUUAGGCGGAAUGUUGGCUGAUCAUUUGCGCAAGAAUGGUAUAAUGUCAACAACAAAUGUACGAAAAUUAUUCAACUGUGGCGGAUUUGGACUCGAAGGAUUAUUUUUCCUUUUUGUAGCUCAUGCAACUACUGGUUCAGGCGCCGUAACAGCACUGACAUUCGGUGUUGCAUUCAGUGGAUUUGCCAUAUCGGGCUACAAUGUGAAUCAUUUAGAUAUUGCACCGAGAUACGCUAGUAUUUUAAUGGGAUUGUCAAAUGGAAUUGGAACGAUAGCAGGUCUUCUCUGUCCCAUAGCUAUUGACUACUUAACGAGUGAUCAGAGAGAUAAAAGUUGUUGGACGACAGUCUUUACGAUAGCCGCAUGUGUUCAUUUAACAGGAAUAACAUUCUAUGGUAUAUUUGCUUCUGGAGAGCUGCAGUCAUGGGCUGAGCCAACAUUAGAAGAGCAAAAGGCUUGGGAUCCAGUGUCUGCUGGUGCCGUCAUAGAGACAUCAUUUAAUGAUCCAAAUGCAAUAAACAUGCAAAUUAAUCAUACGAAUGUGGCUUCAUAUGGAGCUACUGAGCACGUUGCAGGAAAUCCUUUUGCCGCAGCUCCACCUCCACCUGUUGUUGGCAAUCCAUUUGCACAAAAUAUUAUGCCAGCAGCGCCUGUACAACCUUAUGCGACUGACUCUUACAUGCAUGGAACCGCAGAUGAACGUGGAUUUAAUCAAUACUAAAAAGUUUAAUUAAUAAUAAUGAGAAUCUGACUUAGAUAGAAUGAAAAUUAUUAUCAAUUGACAGUUACAUAUGAGUUUAGAUUAAUUUAAGUUAAUUGUUUAUGUUAACAACACCAAUAAUUAUUAAAAAGAUGCGUGAAGCAUGAAGUGAAACUUUGAUAAUGAGCUGAUGAUGAAAAACAAUACGAGUGUGUUCAAAAUAUUGAAUGAAAAUCGUGAACUACAAAUGCCUAAUCUAUGUGAUCGAAAAUUCAUUGAAUAGUUUCAAUGUCUAUGAAUUCUUCUUAUUUUGAGCUUUUGGAAGUGUGAGUUCGAUUAUUGUUUUGGAGAUUGAAGUUCAAUUAAAGAUUUCUUACAUAAGAAUUUUGACUUAGUUUACACUUUUUG